This is a messenger RNA of Penicillium arizonense, 2460 nucleotides long. Its product is annotated as putative C6 transcription factor. Gene Ontology annotation, molecular function: zinc ion binding; DNA-binding transcription factor activity, RNA polymerase II-specific; DNA binding. The record is from RefSeq and is a predicted model, not a curated record. The transcript is spliced from 2 exons. Lineage: Eukaryota; Fungi; Ascomycota; Eurotiomycetes; Eurotiales; Aspergillaceae. Gene Ontology annotation, biological process: DNA-templated transcription; regulation of DNA-templated transcription. The coding region runs from base 1 to 2460 and encodes 819 amino acids.
AUGUCGUUCCAAUCAGAUUCGCCAGAGAUGAUCGUCAGCGAUAAUUCCCCGACUUCGCCCAACGUGUCCGCCACCGCUCCCCGCCACGCUGACACAUCGAGCUCCCGCAGCUGUGUAACAUGCCGCCGCAGAAAAGUCCGAUGUAACAAGCGGACUCCAUGCUCAAAUUGUACAAAGGCGGGUAUUGAAUGCAUUUUCCCCCCGCCUGGUCGUGCCCCGCGAAAAUCGAGGCGCCCACCUGACGCGGAGCUGCUUUCGCGGUUGCGUCGUUUGGAAGGUGUUAUUGAUCACCUGAGGAGUGGUAAUGGCUCGGGUUCAGAGGGGACAUCAGCCCGGACGCCGUCAUUAACGACGUCUUCUACUGUUAUCAGCGAUACGCCUGCGUCUGCGCCCGUGCCUACAGCAGCUGCUCCUGCUGCACCCCCUGGACCUCAGAGCCAGGGUUCUGAAUGUCCAUUUGCAGAUCCUAAGAGCCCUGCCCCUAACAGACUUGAAAACGAGCUCGGGCGCUUGGUCAUUGAUGAAGGUCGGAGCCGAUAUGUGAGCAAUCGACUCUGGGCUAGUCUUGGAGAUGAGAUCGAGGAGUUGCAAGAUAUUCUCGAUCAUUCUGACUCUGAGGAAGAUGAUGCUCCCUCGCCAGACUCUCCCAAUUCAAGCUCUCAUGAUGGACACAUUUUUGGAUACUACUCGCUGUCUCACUCGCUUCGAGAGUUUCACCCUUCUAUUUCCAAAGUAUCUAUACUUUGGGAAACAUACAAGGACAAUGUUGCUCCUCUGAUCACUAUCGUUCAUCGACCGACUGCCAGAAAUCUCUUUGUUGAGGCAGCGCGGCACCCGGAGUCGCUUGAUAAGAAUUCAGAGGCUCUGGUCUUCGCUAUGUAUUUGAGCAGCUUUGUCAGUAUGAAGCCUGAAGAAUGCGCAUACCAAUUCGGUGAAGACCGCGCGACUGCUGUCAAACGGUACCGCUUUGCUACGGAGCAAGCCCUUGCAAAAGCUGGGUUGCUGAAUACACAGAGUUUGGUCCUUCUCCAGGCUGCUGUUCUGUUCUUGGUUUGUGUACGACGAGAAGAUGAUAGCAAAUUCGUUUGGUCUAUGACCUCCAUCGUCUUGCGUCUUGCUCAAGGACUAGGCAUACAUCGUGACGGAACAAAUUUCGCACUCAAGCCGUUCGAGACCGAAAUGCGCCGUCGACUAUGGUGGCAUAUCUCGUUACUGGAUGUCCGCUCAUCGGAAGAUCAUGGGACGGAUCCUAUUAUCCAUGAGAGCAUGUACGACACUCGGCUUCCAUUGAAUGUCAACGAUGAGGACCUGUACCCCGAGAUGACUGAGACUCCCGCAGAACGAGAGGGCUGCACUGAUAAUACAUUCUGUCUCAUUCGCUGUGAGAUUACGAGUGCUUUGCGACGAGCAAACUACGUGUGUCCCGGCGCCGAACUUCGUGCGCUUGACAAUAAGCCACCAAUCAGUCGCUGUGAGCAGAUGAUUCAAGUAAUCAGUGAUCGCUGCGAGCAACGGUAUAUCAGACACUGUGACAUGAACAUUCCCAUCCAAUGGUGCGCUGCCACAGUGGGACGUCUUAUCCUUGCCAAGCUGUGGCUGAUGGUCCACCACCCAAUGACCCGGAAAGAUCGCAGCACCUCUGUCUCCCAGGCAACUCGCGAGAGCUUGUUCUUAACAGCAAUCGAAGUGCUCGAAUUUGGCCGCUUACUCGAAGCCGAUCCAAAGACUACCAAAUGGGGCUGGCUAUUCCGGACCAAUAUGCAAUGGCAUGGUGUUGCAUUUGUGUUGUCUGAAAUAUGCGUUCGCCCUGUCUGCCCUAUCACCGAUCGAGCCUGGAAUGCCGUUAGCUCGCUCUACUCAGAUUGGGCAGUGCAGGCCACCCAUAAGAAGGGCAUGCUAUGGCGGCCCCUCGCCGCCCUAAUGAAACGAGCUGAAGCCACCCGCAUCAAACAGAGCCAGGAAUUGCUUGUCAAGUUUGGCCCAGCUCCCAGCCUAUUAGAGCCAGUCGGCGCUCAAAUCACCUCUGUGCCCAACCACCCUCUUCCCCAGAUCCAUAUGCCACCGGGACAGGCAAGCCCCUUCCAAAAUAAUAGAUCAGACGUAUCUCCACAGAUUACAUCUGACGCCGAUCUGAAUAUCGACCUUAGCAGAGGUCCCUUAGGAGCUCUACAGAGCAUCUUCCCCGACACAAACUUCUUCGCUUCCCAGGACAUCUACGAUACCCCAACUACACAAAGUAAUAUCUCAGCAACGAAUUUACUCCCGCCAUCGGGCUUAUCAACAACCCAACCUUACAACGCCGCCAUGAGCAAUCCCCUCCUGAACCCGGAACCAUUCCCUGAAGCCCCUCCGCUCAGCUGGGAUGAAUGGGACCAGGUCAUGCGUGAUUUCCAGAUGGACGUCGAAAAUGAUGCCUCUCAGCCGACCAAGGGGACUAAUGUUACUGAAUGGUUUGUCUGA